This is a messenger RNA of Aphidius gifuensis, 992 nucleotides long. RefSeq lists its product as uncharacterized. The transcript has 2 exons. The coding region runs from base 33 to 992 and encodes 319 amino acids. Lineage: Eukaryota; Metazoa; Arthropoda; Insecta; Hymenoptera; Braconidae. The record is from RefSeq and is a predicted model, not a curated record.
GUUUUUUUAAUUGUCAAAGUUUAAAAUCCAAAAUGGUUUUGUUUAUUGGAUCAUUGGUGGGAAAUGGCCUAUUAACAACCCUUGCUAUUGGUCUUGGUAUUUGGGUAAUUUUACUUAGAGCUGAUUUAAGAUCUAUGGAAACUGGCAGAUCUCAAUGCAAAGACACAUUCCUAAACAAGAGCGACAAGACUGUUUCAGCUCGAUUCUCAUUAAAAGAGAAAAUCUCACUCAAAGAAUUGGAAUAUGACAAGAGCCAGUGUUUGAUACCCAUGGUGGAUUAUGUUUUUAUUAAUACUGAAACCAGCUUCGAUAGUUCACCAACAUUUGAAGUCAACAAGGCAGAUAAAUGUAUCCAUCAAAAGAAUUUUCUCGACAAAGGCGUGCAUAAUUUAAAUGUAACUGUUAAAAAAACUGAUACAAAUGAAACAAUGGAAGCAAUGGUGACUUUCAAUGUGGCUGCUGCUGAAAAAAGUGUCUUUAAAACAACUGAACUAGUUUUUGUCGAUACAAAAAAAGACUCAGCAAAUUUAGAAGUUCAGGAACUUUAUACUACCUAUAAAUCAGACAACUCAAAAGUGCAAACGAAAAUUCAAAGCUUGAACGUAACCAACCAAAUAAUCACAUUGGAUCGCAGUGACUUAAAUGGUACCAAUGAAUUAGUUGUUAUUGCUAAUAAUAAUGAUACCAUCUUUAAAAAAGCUUCAAUCAAAGUUUGCUACUUAAAACCCACUGAAUUACCAGUUAUUAAAACAGAACAAUUAAAAUACAAUAAAACUGAUACUGCAAACAAAAUUUCUGUCAAAGCUGUUACAAAAAGCUCCUGUACAAUUGAUACAACUUACAGUGCUAGUGACUCACGACCAUAUGAGGUAAAAACAAAUGGAGAUAUUACUCUUUUAGAGGGUGAAGUUGCCACAAAUAAAACGUUCCUCGUCACUGCAAAUACAGUUGUUGGAGAAAACAAGGGAAAUGUUACAAUUAUCGUCGUUUAA